Molecule: messenger RNA, 890 nt
Organism: Acromyrmex echinatior (Panamanian leafcutter ant)
Lineage: Eukaryota; Metazoa; Arthropoda; Insecta; Hymenoptera; Formicidae
Gene: Arl1
Product: ADP ribosylation factor-like 1
Molecular function (GO): GTPase activity; GTP binding
Source: RefSeq, a predicted model, not a curated record
GUGGAUGUAGCAGAGCGAGGGAGGGUUGGCGCGGCCCGGUUAUUUGGACACGUUUAUGGUUAUCAAAUUUGACAAUAAACAUCGGACAGUCCUGUAUGACUCGGAGUUAACGAUACGUCAGCAUGGGUGGGUUGCUCAGCUACUUUCGUAACCUGCUCGGUAGCCGCGAGAUGCGGAUCUUGAUCCUAGGCCUGGACGGCGCCGGCAAAACCACGAUUUUGUACAGGUUACAGGUCGGCGAAGUGGUAACUACAAUACCAACCAUAGGGUUCAAUGUAGAACAAGUUACUUACAAAAAUUUAAAGUUUCAAGUCUGGGAUCUCGGUGGUCAAACGAGUAUACGACCAUACUGGAGGUGUUACUAUUCCAAUACAGAUGCGAUAAUUUAUGUGGUAGAUUCGGCAGACAGAGAUAGAAUAGGCAUAUCAAAGGAUGAAUUAAUUCUCAUGUUACAAGAAGAAGAGUUACAAGGCGCGAUCUUGGUGGUACUGGCGAAUAAACAGGAUAUGGCGGGAUGCCUUAGUGUCGCGGAGGUCCAUCAAGCGCUCGGAUUGGACGCUCUUAAAAACAGAACCUUCCAAAUAUUUAAAACUUCCGCGACGAAAGGCGAAGGGCUUGACCAAGCCAUGGACUGGUUGUCGAAUGCGCUACAGAGUAGAAAAUGAUCAAUAUUACGUCACAGUUAUUUAUAUUUGAGCCUUACAAGGGGAUUAGUCACACGACUGUCGCUCUAAAUGUGUCGUCAGGUUGUGAUCACCGGACACAUGAUGUUUUGUUUAUUUAUUGUAAUUAUUGUAUUUUAAAUAUUUCCUUUACAAUUUACAGAGCAAGAAUAUUUGAGGAAUCGCAGUACUUUUUCAUAACGGCUGAAAUAUAUAACAAUAAAGGGA